GCUUUUUCCAAAUUUCCAAAAAAGGAGUUGGCCCUUAAAAUCAUUAUAGUGCUGAAAUGAAAACCCAAAUAAGUCGCGUCAAAAAUUAAAUAAACAAAUAAAAAUUCGUGAGCAUGAUUGCUUGCAAUUUCCAUUAGCUUGGCCCCUGGCUUUCUAAAAUCUGCUAUAAAAUGUUGGGAGUGUACUUACAAACUCUCAUCGAUUAAAUCAUUAAAAAAAAAAAAAACAAGAAGGAAUGGUUAGCUAUCUCAGACCAUCGUUCUUACCCGCCGUGACAGCGGCAUUGUUGUUGUUUUCAGCAUUCAUCAGCUCCGGCGAAGCUCGCGGCCUCGCCACAUACUGGGGACAAAUCGGGAAGGAAGAAGGCAGUUUAGCCUUAGCCUGUUACCUAAGCGGCUUUGACUGGGCCGUCAUUUCCUUCCUCAACAACUUCGGCGGCGGCAAGACCCCGAAGUUGAACUUAGCCGACCACUGCGACGCCGCCGACGGCAACUGCGCCUUCCUGAGCACCCAGAUAAAAGCAUGUCAGUACCUUCAAGUCAAGGUCUUCCUCUCCGUCGGAGGCCCGGACCCGAAUUACAGCCUGGACACUCAGGAAGACGCCGAUUUCCUCGUCAGCUACCUCUGGGACAACUUCCUCGGCGGCACGGCGGAAUCCCGUCCGCUGGGCGACGUCGUUUUGGACGGGAUCGAUUUCGCCAUCGAGAGCGGUUCGAACAAGUACUGGAAGUACGUCGCCGAGAAGGUCCACGCGCUGAGCACUCCGGCGAAGAAAGUGUACCUCACGACGGCUCCGAAAUGCCGGAUCCCGGAUUAUUACAUGGACGGAGCGAUCAGGCUCGGGAUUUUUGACUACGUUUGGGUGAAAUUCUACAACGACUCGUCCUGUCAGUACGAGGAAAUCUCGAACGAUUUCGGGGUUAAUUCUCAGAAGCUUCUCGCGAGUUGGUACACGUGGCACGAUUAUCCAGGGAUUAACAAGCUGGUUAUGGGAACUCCGUCGUACCCUGAAGCUACGCCCGGUGGCGGAUACAUGUAUGUUGAUCCUUAUUACUAUUACAUCCUUCCGAUUCUUCAGAAAUCGGCCAAAUUCGGUGGGACCAUGUUUUGGACGGUGAAUUACUCCCCGGAGAAAACUGUGGGAGGAUCGGUUUCAGGUUCAAAGGGCUUGGCUAUCGUGUAAUAAUGUGUGCUAUAGAUUUUUGUGUCAUGUCGGAAAAGUAAUUAGUACUCGCUAGUUAUAUAAUAAGAUCUUCCGGCUUGAGUUCAGUUUCUUUACUUGAGGGAAAAUUCUAGCUUAAUUUGUAAUGCCACUUUUUUUGGGACACACUUUAGUUCCAUACUUCCAUUUUAGCUUUUUGGUUUGGAAACCUAUGGUUUUUAUUUGUCUUGCGAGUGAAUAAAAAAUCCAGCAAGAUUUAUGGUUUGUCUCAGAUGUUCAAACUUCAAAUUAACAGCACAACAAUUUAUAUCGAAGUUGCAAAUUUGAAUUUUUUUUUU
Oldenlandia corymbosa var. corymbosa is the source of this 1500-nucleotide messenger RNA. NCBI's taxonomy places the organism in Eukaryota, Viridiplantae, Streptophyta, Magnoliopsida, Gentianales, Rubiaceae. The record is from the annotation of a GenBank genome assembly.